AGGAUAAAUCGUGAACUCAGGAAUUGUGCUGCCCUCAACCAUGCAAAUAUUGUACCCAUCUAUGGUUAUACGCAUGGCUUCGGCCUAUUUCCAGCGAUAGUCACACCUUGGGCAGAAAACGGUAACCUGUUCAACUAUCUGGAGCGUGAGGGUGCGGCUCUUACUCUUGUCAGACGAUUCCAGUUGGCAAACAUCAUAGCUGGUCUGCAAUAUCUUCACGCCAACUGUGUCAUCCAUGGAAACCUCAGUGGGCCCAAUGUGCUCGUCCGUGAUGAUGGCACUGCGUGCAUUGCCGACUUUGGUCUUUCCUUGAUGUAUUCAAAGGUCAUAAGCGUCACUGAAGCUUCCUGGACUUCCACCCUCAAAGGAAACGUGCGAUGGAUGGGUCCUGAGCUAUUACUAGAGAAGGAGGAUGGAUCUCCAACUCGUCCGAGCGAGCAGAGCGACAUCUAUUCGUUCGGCGGUAUCAUGUUGCUGGUCUUCACCAACAAAAUUCCUUAUCAUCACCUCCGGCGUGACGUCAUGAUCUUCCUCCACUUAUCUAGGUCUGAAACGCCCUCCCGAACUCAUUAUCCUGAGCUCCCUGAAAAGUAUUGGCCAUUUAUCGAGCGAUGUUGGUCUAGUGAUCCUCGGGAUCGUGGAUCAUCCAUCGACGGAGGAAGUUGA
Suillus plorans is the source of this 666-nucleotide messenger RNA. RefSeq names its product kinase-like domain-containing protein. Gene Ontology annotation, cellular component: cytoplasm. The annotation marks the transcript as partial. Gene Ontology annotation, molecular function: ATP binding; protein kinase activity. NCBI's taxonomy places the organism in Eukaryota, Fungi, Basidiomycota, Agaricomycetes, Boletales, Suillaceae. The record is from RefSeq and is a predicted model, not a curated record. The transcript has 5 exons. Gene Ontology annotation, biological process: signal transduction; protein phosphorylation.